CAGCAGCUGUCAGACCAAUCACAGAGCCUCAACUUACUUUCACUUUGACUGUUAUUUAAACACAGCACAGUGUUGGACUGCAGAUACAACCCUGCAAUCCAAACUUCAAUAACAGGUAAGACAUUCUGGUUAAAUCUUUGCCUCUCGUGCUCAACACUCGUCUUAUACGCUUUUAUUCAGGUAAAUAGGUUUUGAGUGAACAUGUUUUCUAAGUUAAAAGAAUCACAAUAGUUUGACCUUUCAGUCUAAGAAGGAAUAAUGCUUCUCCACGCUUACAACAAACAAACUGCAAAGUUACAAAGUUUGGUGACCAAAAUACAUGUAUGCAAUGUUUCAAAUCACAAGAUAAACAUGUUUUGUCGUAAAAUCAGAAAGCAGAUGUAAACAGUGCAGAUCUCGGAUAAACACGCGAGAAAGCAAAACCAGAGUUUAAAGUCUGACGUAAGAAUUAUGGACUCUCCUGCUGUCUAUAUGCACGGGGUAAGGUGAUCAGACGUCCCCGUAUUGGUGACCUGUCCCCGGCUGAAGCUGUCCCCGGAAAUGUCCCCAAUUCAAGCGUUUCAUGAAUGAGAACAAAAAUGUUGCGUUUGCACCACAACAACGGUUAUUACGGUAGCCGCGAGUAGGUAGGAAGAGCGGGUAAGCAUGUUGCGCGCAGUCCUGAACAUUUUUUACGGGGGAGUGCACUGCUACUAUUUUGUCUGUGAUCACGCAGCCCAGAGGAGGGGUCCACACUGGUCUCCUGCAGAGUGUACGUGACACACUGCACAAAUACAGGACCAUGUGCCAGCUCUGUGGUGGUCACUUCCUCUCAGGAUUUGAGUAAAACAAACAUCCUUUCCUCAAGAUGUCAGACACUGAUAUGAACGUCUCCUCAUCUCAAAAGCUUUGACAUGAGGUUUUACAUAAGUCAGAACAGAAGUAGGGGGGAGUGGGUUAAGUUGAGCCACCCCCUGUUGCUUGGAAAUGGUAAAAGACAUUGAUCAUGUGACCAAAUAUUUGGGAGAUGGGCAUCAAUUCAUGGAGUCUGUGAAGGUUAGAAGCAAAUGGGUGAAGGGGUUAGACAUUUAUUUAUAAAAAAGAAACAUUUUUCACUCUUGAAAGUGAAUUUAGUCAUAAGUUUCAUUAGAAUUGUAAUCAGACCAAAAAAUAUCAUUUUAAAUUUGUUUUAUACAUCAAUUGUGGUAUCUAUGAGCUACAACAUGAGGUCAAAAACCUAGCAUAAAAGUCCACCAUUUUAGUUUAGAGGACUAAUAAAGUCAUUAUAGUAGUUCAGGGGUAAGUUGAGCCAUUGGUUCAACUGAGAAUGUAAAGGAGUCUGAUGAGAGGAUCAGAGUUUCAGUUCAGAUUGUUGGAAUGUGUUACUUUUUCUUUUCAAAAAUACAGCUGUGAAUGUUCAGAAUCACUUAGACAUUCUCAUGUUAAAAUGGCUUUUUAUAAUAGUGUAUAAUUGAAUAGUGUAUUAUAGAUAAAAAUACACGCGGAUGUGAAGAAGUGACUGUUAUUUAUUUUUUUUAUAACCUUUAAUCCGACAGCUUUUGAACAGUCAAUUUACCUCAUGUUGAAAAGCUUUCAUUUUACAUCCUUUUUUGCUCAAGAGAUGAAGUUUGCUCAUUUCUCAUGAAGGAAAGUAGUCUAACGCAAUUUGACUGAAAGUUCUCCAUAAAACUUAUUUGUCUUUUUUAAUUUCAGACUCUUUCUGGCUGGAAAAUUAACCAAACACAAAACCGUCAUCAUGUCCACCGCAGACCAGCUGCUGGAGGAAAUGUACACCUGGAUCGAGCAGAGGGAGCAGUGUGCUAGGAAGCUGAAGACGCUGGCCCAGGAGCUGGAGUCGCUGAGGGAGAAAUGUAACGCCAGUGAAUGUAUUGGCACCACGACUGCAGUGGUUGGAACUGCAUUUUUGAUAGGUGCUGGAGUGACCACCCUGCUGACUGGCGGGGCAGCUGCUCCAUUGUUAGGUAUAGCAGGAGGAGUGUGUUCAGGUGUUGGUGUUGGCAUAUCUGUGAUUACUAAAAUCACUGAGCACCUCUUGUCCAGCGACACCAUGAAAGAUGCGCAAAGGAUAGAGAGGAAGGGCAAUGAAGUCUCAGAAAAUAUCCAGAAACUGUUCCAGAGGCUGAAGAAAGAGACACAGCGGGCAAGUUCCUCUUCAGACCCCAAUGACCUAGAUCAGGAGAUCAUGAAUGAAAUCCUCAAAGCCAUGGCCAGACGAAGUGGACUGCAGCAUCACUUCAUCCUGCACAUGCUCGGAAAGAGACAGCACCAUUUCGGUGCUGGACUAGGUGGUCCAAUGUUCAACCAGAGCACAUUGAUGAUCACACUUGGCAGUAUUUUAUCAUUCUUCACACUGAAAGCCAGCGGGGACAUAUUCAAACUGAUGUUUGUCAAAGGGGGUCAACAGCUGGCCAAAGAAGUCUCUAAAGUUGGACUUAAAACUGCACUUAAAGGAGGUGCUAUGGUAAGAGUCUUUGUGUGGUUGGAUAAGUAAGGGGUAAUGUUUGGUGAGCAGCUAGCAGAUGAAGCGGUGGUGAGUCAGAGGAGUCUACUCUCGCCACCUGCAUAUUGAAAAUGUAGAAGAUAUAAAGAAGAUAUAAUAUGAAGAUAUAAACAAACUGACAGAAAGUAUUUCUUUGAAAAUGGCUUUGUACUGGAAGUUGAACAGCAAAAAUGCAUUGUAGGAAGUCAGGUAGAUAAAACCAUGACAGAGGGGGAAAAAGUGUCUAAAAAGCUGUUAAGUGGUCCUAAAGGUUCAGAGCUUUUAAAGUUCUGGUGUUUUUCAUCCCAUGGCUUAAAAUAUUAAAACAUACUGAGUAUCAGUAGAAAAAAGUAAAGUCAUACACUGGAUCCAUGGAUUGAUCUUAGACAUCUGACUUGUGUGAUCAGGUUGUCCCUAACAUUGCUCUUGUUAUUCAGAUCGUAGGGUUCCAAACCAAUCAGAAGCAAGCAUUUAUUAUAGCAGGGCAAUUAGUUAGCAAAACAAACAUAAUAAAUUUGCCUUCCAUUGCUGUGUAUCAGAUAUUACUGGUACUUUUUGUCUAGUGUUAAUGAUGUUAAAAUAAAAACAACUUCAUAUUGAUCUUCUUCUUCACCAGGCUGUCGGGGGAGUGAUUGGUUUGGCAUUCGAACUUCCUGAGGCGAUUGAUCAAUGGAAAGAACUCGUCAGCAACAACCAUGUGACCGAAGCAAGCCAAUCGCUGAGAGACACGGCUGAAGACCUCCAGAAGAUCACCAAGACACUGAGAGAGCAACUGGAUAAAAUCAAGUAAGUCUGGAUAGAUGUUGAAAAGUUCGAAAAAAGAAGAAACUUUUACGAUGGAAUGAAUAAAAGGGCUUGAUAAAUGUGGGCCAUGUCCACUUUCACCUUUUUUCUGCACUGGCAACAACUUUUUCAAUUAAAAACCAAUAACCUGAUGCAAAAUGGUAUGUGUUUUUUACUCACUGAUAGAUCCUAACUUUCUAUUUCCCAUUUUCUCUUUCAGAGAGAUUUUAAAAGAUUUGGAAAAGCUGAAGAGCUACAUUGAAAACAGCGACAGAAGUCACAGUCAAAAGCAGGACUUCAUUAAUAUUGUUAAGAGAUACUGUGAUAAUAAAGAUGUGCUGGCAUGGCUGUCAGAGACGUACGAUACCGACAUCUUCUUCAAACUUGUGGACAUUUUUUACUUCCUGAAACAAGAGCUUGAUAAGAAAAAAAAGAAGACAGACCGAGAGGAAAUCGACAUCAUCUUUGUGGCACAUGGAUCCAUCGAAGAUCCCCUGAUCAUGGCCAACAGUCUGCUCCCUCUAUCCACAAUCGAGGACGUGUACCUGUAUUCUCCAUGGAACUGUGCUAUUGAUGCGUAUGCAGCUUAUGGUAUUGCUACAGGACUCAUAGAGCCUAAGCACAGGAUCUUUGGCUGUAUCAGAGCUAAUGGCUGUCGAAUCCCUGAUAAUGGCCAUUAUCCCGCCAAUCUGCCCUACUACUGGAACUCUAUGAAGAAUACUGGAGUAGGGUUGAUCCCAAACAUCUUGGUUAGCCCUCUGAAAGACCCUGAAGAUGACGCCUGGAACGGCUUCGUGUUUCUUCAGAAUACACACGGCGAGCCUCGUAAAAACAGAGUUGUCAUUCCAUUCAUAGUGCCAAGACUUUUCAGUAAUUUCGUGACAAUCCCGCUUUAUGUUGUCACUCUGGCCCUGUCACUGGUGCUCUUUAUCUUUCCAUUCAAAGCAACCUUCCACCUUGCUGCUUGUCUGAGUCGAGACUCAGACACGACAUUGAAUGGGUUUGAUGCAUACCUGAACGGGCAGUAUUCCUGCACAAUCGACCACUCAAUGAUGUCAUCCUCGAUGAGACUGUAUCAUGCAAAUCCUGGGCUGUACAAUGCCUUGAGGGCUGUGUUUGAUCAUUAGGUCAUGUUGUAGUGAAAACUACAGAAGCCCUAAGAGCUCAAUAAAUCAAAAGUAAAAGACGAGACAAAUCUAUAAUCAAGACAACUAUUUCCACCAUCUUUAUCGUCUUUAAAAUCCUGUCAUAAUGUCCUAACAAAACCAAAAAAUAACGCAAGCAAAAACCACACGAUAAAAAUUUGAGUAAUUCUUUUCGAUCCACCCGAUCUCCUUUCCUAACUUUGGUAUGAGGAAUGCCGUGGUGUUCAUUCGAUUGAUGACCAAUGCAUCAGUAGGCUUUGAUAACUGAUGGGAAACAGAUAGUACGAAGAGCAAAAGCAGGCAUACUGAAAUCCACCACAACAUCCCAGCUCUUAUCAGCAGUAGUCCAGUUUCAUUCUCUCUUUCUAAACAGAUAUCUGCGUUCAAGGUCAGCUCAAAAUCAGUUCUAGGUCAAACAUUUACACUGAGACACUAAUCUCCAAGCUGUGGUUUAUACCACUGAGGGAAGCCGUGGUAAGCCUCUGUGAAGCUUAGUGUUUACAAUGAAACUGUGACCCACCACAAACAGACGACUAAUGACAUAAAGUAAAGCCUCUGAGUAACUUGCUAUUUACAAUGAAACUAAGACUUAACACAAUCAUGAAUAAUGCGUCAGAGUGAAGCCUCUAUGUGUCUAAUUAUCUACAGUGAAACUGAGACUUACCAGGUACAGAUGGCUUUAACUCUACAGCCUACUGGAAGAGAUGAAGUUCAUCUCCUGUCUGAUCAAAACACCCGGUCACAUCUUAAUUUACUGAUCGGCCCUUAACAUUGUAACUGACAGAAAAGUCUUUGUUGGAAGUCAUUUAUGGAUAAUCAUAUUUUCAUUCACAGCUAAUCAACUUCGAAACAGUCAACGGCUAGUGUUUUAGACAUGUUUUAUACAAUAAUUAUGCACAAUACAAUUCUGACGUGAUGUGUAGCAUGAUGCAUGUGAGUAUUUCUUUGUAUUUAGAAAUCCAAAAUCUUUGGCUCACAUUUGAAUCAUGAAGGAUUUAUCCAAAAUGUGUUACUGUAUAAGAUGGCCACGCAAAUUAGAUUUAACUGUGCAUUUUGUUUUGUUUGUUAAAGUUUGUAGCUGGUUAGGGCCUUUAUUGCAGCAAUGCUCUCUGAGAGUGAUUCAACUGCAGUUAAACCCUAACUGAGAGUAAAGAGAGUCGUUGUAUCCUUUAAAUGAUGUUUGCCUGUAUGAGCAGAUUCAUCAUAGGCACACAGGUUAUUGCUGAAAUCCUGUACUUUGUAAUCAUACUUAUAAAUACAUAUUGACGCUUUGUAGCCUACACUAAUCAAUUCAUGUCUGUGGCUAACAGCAGAUAGAGUAAUAAAGUCACUGUUUGUUGUAAUUCUUAGUAAACUAUGGCUUUUGACUGAAUCUGUAUUUUAAAUGUUUAGGAGUUUUGUUAAGUUCACACUGCUGAAGAUAUCCAAUUUCCUGAUGUUUCUAUUUCAAAAUAAAAGCACAUUGACAAAAAAUUAAAA
Messenger RNA from Xyrichtys novacula (pearly razorfish), 5886 nucleotides. Lineage: Eukaryota; Metazoa; Chordata; Actinopteri; Labriformes; Labridae. The record is from the annotation of a GenBank genome assembly.